AUGCAACGGCUAGCGGGGCACCCGAACGUGGUGCAGCUGCGCGGAGUAUUGGAGGACGAGCGCGCCGUGCACGUGCUGAUGGAGCUAUGCGAGGGCGGAGAGCUGUUCGAUCAUCUGCAGCGCAGCCGCCGGCUGUCGGAGCGCGAGGCGGCGUUCGCGUUCCGCGACCUCGUGCUCGCCGUCGCGUUUUGUCACUCGCAGGGCGUGCUGCACCGCGACUUGAAGCCGGAGAAUAUCUUGCUCGACACGUCGCCCGCCGCCGCUGCCGCCGCCGCCGCAACCGCCGGCGGCAGCGGCAGCGGCUCUGCGCGUGGUGGUGGUGGCGGUGCGGGGCUGUCAGGAGGAAGUGGGUUCGUUUCCAGCCCUGCUCCCGCCACCGCGCCUGGUUCGGCGGCUGCUGGCGGAAUUGGCGGUUCGGCGCCAGGGGAGCAGCUGGCGCAGGAGAAGCGCGCGCGCCUUUCGAGCCACGUGGGCGCGAGUCGCAGCAGCGAGGCGGCCAUGGGGGAUGCCGCCGCAGGUCACGCGGGCGAACCAGUCCCGUGCGCUGACACAAGGCGCGCGGAAGGGCAGCUGGCGCAGGGGCAACUGGCGGAAGAGGAGCUGGCGCAAGGGCAAGUGGCGCGAGCGGAAAGAAGCGCGCGAGUUUCAUCUACCCCCCCUCGGUCCCCGUCCCCCCUCCCGUCCUCUCCCCCUCUCGCCUCGGGGUGCCAAUCCCCCCUCGCGCUUCCGCUAGCUGCGCUUCUGCCGUCCGCGUCCCCCGCUACCAUCACGCUCUCUACAUUCACGCCGCUGCCGCCCAUGGAGGAGCUCACUCUGCCGCCCGCCGCCGCGUCUGCCGCCGCGUCUGCCGCCAACGCGGCCGUGCAAGGCGGCGGCGGGGCCUUCUCUUGCUCCAUUGCUGCUGCCGCCACUGGCGGCGUGGGUGGCGCUGGCGACGUUGACGGGACGGGUGGUGGUGGUGGUGCUGCUGCUGCUGCGGCGUCUGCUGCAGGCGCCGAGGACGUGCGGACGCCGGUGAAGAGCUUCGACGCACAUGCGAAUGAGGCGGCGAGGAGCGUGCUGCCGUCGCCCAUCAAGGCACACGACGCUGCUGCCGCCUCUCCUGCCGCCGCGAGCGCUGCUGCUGCUGCUGUUGCUAUGGUCAGCAGCCCGUGUGGAAAGGAGGCGACUGUUGUUGGAGUACCAGUUGGAGUGGAAUUAGGAUCGGCGAUGGAUGUGGAUGUGGAUGGGGAUGGGGAUGGAGGCAGCAGCGUGGUGGUGCCAUCGGCAACGCGGUCAUUGAAUGUGGCGCAGGGAGCAGCGCUGCCGUCGCCCAUCAGGCCGUUGACUGCGCAGCAGGCACAACAGCGGCAGCAGCAGCAGCAGCAAGCGCAAAUGCUGCCGUCGCCAAUUAAACCGAUGGAUUUGUCCAUGCUGUCACCUUUGAAACCCUUCAGUCCCACUGCUGCCGCCGCUGCUGCUGCUGCUGCUGCUGCUGCUGCUGCGAGUUCUGCUCCUGCUGGUGCUGGUGCUGCUUCUAAAGGUGGUUCGUCUGGUGCUGGUGCUGGCGGUGCUGGCGACGGCGUGAGUGGCGGCAGAAAGCUGUCGAGGCUGUUUGUAGCGCGAGCCAUCUUCGCCCCCACUGCUCCCUCCGCACAACCCUCUCCUGCCUCAACCCGUUCCGCGGCCCCCAGUUGCUCGCCGUUCCUCGCGCCUGCUCCUGCCGCCGUUUCUGCCCAUGUUCUCUCUGCAAGCCCCUGUGCGCCCCACUCCCUCGCUCUGCUUUCCUCCAAUUCACCCGCCUCUGCAUCUGCCUCUGCCUCUGCUGCUGCCGCUGCCGCUGCUUCUGCUUCUGCCUCGCCCUUUCCAGUUGCGCCCUCCCCCGCGUCCCUACCGCCUGCCUUAUCCGCCAUUCCCACCGUUCUGAACCUGCCCGCACUGCCACCCACUCCUCAGUCUCCUCCAGCUCUCCCCCAUCCCGCUCCCCUCCCCCAAGCCCCUCUCCCUCAUGCGCCUGCCCCCCACGCUGCAGUGUUCACGCCUCCUUCUUCCCCCUCCCCUGGUGUCCGGUCCGCCCCCUUCUCUUUCACCCCCUUCCCCUCCUCCCCUCUCCCUUCCAAGCCUCCUGCGCACACCCACACUCCAUUCCACACCUACACCCUCCCCCGCAACCACCCUCAUACUCACACCCUCCCUCACACCCCCCUCUCCUCCCACCCACCAGCCAGUCCCCUGUCCCACCCUCGACCUUACCCCCUCGCCUUCUCCUCCCCGUCCUCAGCCCCGUCAUCCCCCUGCCACGUCAUCUCCUCCUCCCCCUUCUCCCCCGCGCCCCCUCGCCCUACCUGGAGGGUCAAGCUAGCCGACUUUGGGCUCUCGGUGCGGCUCAAGGCAGGGCAGAGCGUGGUGGGGCCUGCAGGCUCGCCAAUAUACAUGGCUCCAGAGGUUAUCUCCGGGUCGUAUGGUUUUCCUGCGGACGUGUGGUCGCUAGGAGUGAUUCUGUACUCGUUAUUGGCAGGCUACCCGCCGUUCUGGGGCCCGAAUACUGAUGCUAUUUUUGCGUCGGUCAGGGCGUACUCCGAUGCUGCUAAUGCUGCCACUGCCGCCGCUGCUGCUGCUGCUGCGGCGGCGGCUGCUGGGGCUGCUGCUGGUGGUGGGCUGAUGAGUCCUGCUCCGAGAGGAGCAGGCAUGCAAUACAACCCUGCUCACACUCACAAUCUCAACCACACCAACCACAGCAACCACAGCAGCCCGUUCACGCACGGCCGUGUCCUCGGCAGCCCUGCACGCAGCCCCUGCCCCUGCCCCUCGCGCUGCCACGGCCGAGCAGCCCACUCUGCUGCAACCGCUGCCGCUGCCCUCGCUGCUGCCACCGCAGCAACAGCAACAGCAGCAGCAGCAGCAGCAGCAACUGCACCGCCCGCUGUAGCCAGCAACCCGCGACCUGCUGCCUCCUCCUCCUCCUCCGCCUCUGCCUCUGCAUGUACAUCCACACCUGCAUCUGCAUCAGCACCUGCAACACUCUCCUCCUCCUCCUCCCCUUUGGAUUUCUCCUCUGCGCCCUGGCCGAGCGUGUCUACGGAGGCCAAGUCGCUCGUGCGCUGCCUGCUCAACCCGUGCCCUGGUCGCCGCCCCACAGUGGACCGCAUUCUCACGCACCCCUGGCUGCUCUACCACACGCAGGGGGGACGAAUCGUCAGGCGCCUCGUCCGACCUGGCACUCCUGUGGGCUCGCGCACUCCCGGUGCUGCUGCUGCUGCUGCUGCUGCUGGUCCUGGUGGUGCUGGUGCUGGUGCUGCUGCUGCUGCUGGUUCAUGGUCGCUUCCGGCUUCGCCAGUCACGGUCUCUCUUGCUGCUCCUGCGCCGGUCGGAGCAGCAGCAGCAGCAGCAGCAGCAGCAGCAGCAGCAUCUGCUGAUGCUACGUGUGUGACGGGGGCUUUCUCACCUGCUCCUGAUCCUGGCGCUCCUACUCCUCCUCCUCCUCCGCCUCCUCCUCCUCCUUCUCACCUGCAAAGCUCCUCUCCAUGGCCUUUUCCCAGGGUCGCUCUUUUUCAGCAGGCAGGCGUGAGAGAUGCGGGGGAUUCCGCCUGUGUUUCUGUGGGGCAUGGUGGGAGUCAGCAGGGCGGGAACCAGCAGCAGCAGUUUGGGAAUAAUCAGGCGCCCUCCUCCGCGCGGCGCACGCUCACAGGCAGCCGCCUGAGGCGCGGCGCUCACCCUCUUUUUCGCGACAUCUUUGCCGGCCUCUCCCCCUCUGCCUCCUCCGCCCCGCCCUCCCCUGCGCCCAUGUCGCCUGCCACCACAUCGCCUGCUCCUCCUGCGUCUGCGCCUGCGUCCGCGGGGACCGCUCCUAUGGUGGCACUGUCUCAUGUUGUGGCUGGUGGGGCAGGCGGGAGAUUGCCUGCGGAGGUAACUUCUCCUGGGAUGGUUGGUGCUGGUGUGAGCACCGGCAGUGGCUGCAGCAGUAGUGGUGGUAGUGGCAGUGGCAGUGGCAGUGGCAUUGGCAGCGGCAGUGGCAGUGGUUGUGGCAAUGCAGGCAGCUCUCACUGUGUUGGCUCGAGCAGGCUUGCAGCAUUACCAGUUCCACCAGCAGCGCAUGAAAAAGCAGCGGCAGCGGCAGCAGCAGCAGCAGCAGGCGGAGAAGCAGCAGCAGCAGCAUCGACAGCAGCAGAAGUUGCAUUCUACCCGCUGCCGUCCCUCUCCUUGGACCAGCCGCUGCUGGCAGAAGCAGCAGCCAUUCCGCCUGUCAGUAACCAGGCCCCUGCGGGCUGUAAAGGUCCUCUGGAGUCCCUCGCGGGGUCUGUUGCACAAGGGCUGCUGGUGACGCACGGGCAGCAGGGGGGGAAUAGGGAGAAGGAAGAGGCAUCAUCGCCGCGUGAACGCAAGGAGACGGGUGCAUUGACCAUGCAAGCUUUUACACCUGCAGACUUGCAUGCUGCUGCUGUUAGUGGUGGUGGUGAAGGUGGUCGUGGCAGCAUGGGAGCUCUAAUAUCCAGACUCUGGUUCCUCAUGUUCCCGGCGAAGGAGUAUAAGAUUGUGGUUGUCGGUUUGGACAACGCUGGUAAGACGACAACGCUUUACAAGCUACAUCUGGGCGAGGUCGUGGUGACACAACCUACGGUCGGGAGUAAUGUGGAGGAACUCGUCUAUAAAAACAUACGAUUCGAGGUAUGGGAUCUAGGAGGGCAAGAGCGACUACGACCAUCCUGGGCCACCUACUACAGAGGAACACACGCAGUGGUGAUGGUAGUUGACUCAACAGACCGAGGCCGCAUUGGCGUGACCAAGGAUGAGCUGUUUCGCUUGCUGGGGCAUGAAGAUUUAGCUCAUGCGGUCAUUCUCGUCUUUGCCAACAAGCAGGACCUGAAGGAGGCCAUGACGCCAGCAGAAAUAAGUGAAGCUCUGGCUCUUCAUCUUAUCAAGAAUCACGACUGGCAUAUUCAGGCAUGCUGUGCACUAACAGGGGAGGGCCUGUUUGAAGGGCUUGGGUGGAUUGCACAACAUGUAACAGCCAUGUCGCAUCCUUUCACACCUGGGAGGCCUAACAAGGCCCGAGCGGCCCUCCCGCCGAAAUCUACUCCCACGGACCGCCUCAAGGCUGCUCGUCAGCGCUCGCUUCUACGCAGCGAAAUGGGCGUGCUGCGCUCCCGACAGAAGCGAAAUGCGUCACGCCCCUUCGCUUCCCCUGGCAGCGCGCUACCUUCCUCUUCCGCAGGGGCGUCCGGAUCGUCAGCCAUGAAGCGAUGGUUGCAGCAGGAGCGCGGUAGCGGCGGCAGGCGCGCGUUGAUCGCGGGGAGCUUAGGCGAAGAUGCGGGCAGCACGAUGGGCGACGACGCCCCAUGCUUGGCUGACGUGGACAUGGUCGACGGGGAGGAGGUCGAAAGAGGCGCGGGAGGUGCGGCGGAGGAGGGUAGCGGGGAGGGUCUUAACGAAGGCGCGAGGAAGCGACGACGACUGGACGGGCGACAGGAAGGAAACUCGGAGGGCAGUAACAGGAGGGACAGCAUUGUGCGGAGACUAUGGCCUGGCAGCGGCGGGGAGGAUCGGACGGGAGGGAUGGUGGAGGAAGACGCGCGGCGGUGGUUGGCGGAGCUGAAGCGGACGGAGCGGAGACUGCCGGCCGCGCUUCGGCACCGACCCCAGGAGAUGCUGGAGUGGGUCGCGGAGCGGCACGGGGCCGGCGGACAGGUCGGGUCGCUGGCGUAUUUCCGGCGGCGGCUGCGCAUGUGGCGGUUCUUGGAGUUUCUGAGCGAUUAUCCCGCGGAGGCGAGAGGGGUGGAGUGCGUUGAGGCGUGCGAGCUGCCGACGUACUUCCGGUCCGUGGAGGGCGGCGAGCGCAGGCAGCUCGCGAUCCCGCUCUCGCGCAUGCUGCAGCAGCAGCGCCAGCUCGCGCUGCUCCGCGAGAGGGACGCGCAGGGGCGGGGCGAGGAUGCGGGAUGGUCGCAGGCGCUGGUGGUGGCAGGCGAGGGGGGAGGAACAGGCGCAGGGGGAGGCGGUGGGCGGAUGGGAUCGGGGCGGAAAGGGGCGGGACGGGGAGGGCGGAGUAGCAAAGGUCAGCGGGAAAAGACCCCAGCUUCCCUGCAGAAACAGCAACCACAGGCAGCAGCAGCAACAGCUGAAACAGAAGCAGGGCAAGAGGGCCGAGGCAUGUGGUAUGGCGGCACGGGGCGGGCGGUGGGGCUGGGCACAGCAGCGGAAGAGGCUCGGAUGUUUGCCCCGGUGCCAGUGUCAGCAGACGAGGUGGUCUGCAACGCGCCUGGGUGCCCGUGGGGUGUGCCGGUGGUGGCUCAGACAUGGUUGAAAUGCGAGAAGCACUGGGACAAGGUGCAUGGUGGCGGGGAGAGUGGCAUGGGCGUGGUGCAGACGAGGAGAGAGGUGCUGGCGGAGAAGCUGGUGGAUGCUCGCACGGAAUGGGAGUGGGCCACACACGAGAGCAGAGACCACGUGCGGCUGCUGACGGGCAUACAGCAGGUGGCAUCGGAGCGAGUGGCGCUGCUGGGUCGUGUGGACGCGCGGGCAGCCUCAGCGCUCAUAGGCCUGCUGGACCCAAGCCAGCUGAGAGAGAUAGCCACUAGGAUAACCCGCGCCAUAGUCCCGCCAUGGGCUAUGUCAACCACGGCGCCCCGCCAGCGCACAUUCACGGCAAGCUCGGCUGCCUCCGAUCCUCGCCUUGCAGCUAGCGAUUCCGCCUUCAUGUCGGGCCGCUUAGGGAUCUCCGCGCGACUCCUGGAACCGCGCGGAUCAACCUCGGCGCACAAGCACGCGUCGCAGGCGAUCGGCGUCACCGGCUCCCCGGGUUUCGCGGUGCCGGCGGGCGCGAGAACCGGGAAAGCCCGCGCGUUGGUGGUAGUGUCCGCGGCGUUCGCGAAAAAGGUGAAGGUCGGGGCGGGGAGGCUCAAAUGGUCCCCGAUGCGGCGAGACGGCGAGAACGUGCAACCUAAAAGCGUUUCGCAGAGGCGGUGGGAGGUGCUUAUGUCGGAGCUGCUUGCAGCGGGGAAGCGGCGGAGGGUCGGCGCGGCGGCGGACGGGCGCCUGGUGGCGGAGAUCAUGGCGGACGCGCGCGCGGCGGGGUGGGUGCAGCGGACGGAUGUGGUGGGGGCGUUGGUGCGCCUGCAUCAGCUGCGCAUGUGGCACGCGGUCGUUGAGCUGUUCGACUGGCUGCAGGCCCCCGAGCAGCGCGCGUCGGGGUGGUGGCGCAUGUCGGAGCGCGACUAUGCCAUGCUCAUCACCGCCGCCGCGCGCUGCCACCAACUCCCGCGCGCGGAGCAGGCGCUGCGCGACCUGAUGAACGAGCCCGCGGAGGCGGAGGUCGCGGAUGGGGGCGCGGGGAAGAACGGGGCGGCGGAAGGGAAGGGCGCGGGGAGGCGCAUGGAGCCGAACACGGUGGUGAUGACGGGGAUGGUGGAGGCAUACGCGCGCAACGGGCAGCUGGAGCAGGCGGAAGCCGUGGUGCGGCGCAUGGAGAGCAAGGGCCCCGCGCCAUCCGCGCUCACGUACCAGUGCCUGCUCAAGGGCUACGCUUCGGCGGGCCGUGUGGAGGACGUGGAGCGCAUUUUCGAGGAGCUGCUGCUGCGCAGCGGACAGGGGCCUGUGGAGGAACGGGCGGAGGGGGAGGCGGAAGAGACAGAGGGGGAGAAGUUGGACGUGGGGCAUGUGGGGAAGGAAGCAUCAGCAGCGGCAGCAGCAGCAGGAGCAGGGGAGAGAGCAGCAGCAGCAGCACCAGGAGCAGCUGCAGCGGAGGCGGGGGCAGUGCGGGUGGACGAGCGCAUGUUCAACGUGGUGAUAGACUGCUACGCGCGCGCGCGGCGGGCGGAGGACGCGUCGCGCGCGUACCGGCGCAUGAAGGCGCUGGACGUGGCGCCGUCGCCCGCCACGUUCAACACGCUCAUGGCCAUGUUCGCCCGCGAGGCGCGCAGCCGCGAGGCCGAGGCUGUUCUCAAACAGAUGCAAGCGGCGGGCAUGCGGCCGGACGUGGUGACGUACACGGCGCUGAUGAGUGCGUACGGGCGUGCGGGCCGGGCGGAGGAGGCGCAGGCUGUGUUCCGCGACAUGGUCAUGUGCCGCAUCCGCCCCACAGGCAUCUCGUACACGGCGCUGAUAGACGCAUACGGGCGCGCAGGCGACGUGGACAACGCCGAGUUCCUCUUCAAGGAGAUGAAACGCAACCGCAACCUGCCAUCAGAGGCGGCGGCUCACUCGUGUGCGGGCAGCAUGGAGCGCGCAGAGCAGCUGCUGCGCCAAAUGUGGCGGUGGGACGCCCACCUCCCCGCCUGUCUGUCUUCCCCCUGUCUCUUCUUCACUCCUCUCCCCGCCUCCUUCCCGCUUUCUCUCUCCCCCGGUAAUUGCUCCUCCCCUCUCCCUACCAGCAACCUGCCAUCAGAGGCGACGUUCAACGCGCUGCUGGCGGCUCACUCGCGAGCGGGCAGCAUGGAGCGCGCAGAGCAGCUGCUGCGCCAGAUGUGGUGGGACGCGCAGGACCGCGGCGAGGCACCCUUCCCAGGAACAGCAGCAGCAGCAGCAGCAGCAGCGGCAGGAGCAGCAGGAGGAGGAGGGGGAAGCAUGGAGGAAGGGCAAGGGAACACGCUACUUGCAAAGGAGUCCUGGUCUGGAGGAGAAGGUGCCGCGGACACGGGGGCGGGGACACGGGGGAAGACAGGGGGCCGGUGGGGGGUGGAGUUUGGCGAUGGGGGGCGCGUGAGUCCGAGCGCGAGCACGUUCAACAUCAUGAUGAACGGGUACCGGCGCGAAGGGGACCUGAGCAAGGUGGUGAGCACGUUUGAACGAAUGCUGGAGGCCGGGAUUGACCCGACUGUCGUGUCGUACUCUGUGCUGAUUUCGGCGCACGGGGACUGCGGGGAUUUCGACGGGGCGGUUGCUGCGUUCAGGGAGAUGGUGGAGGAGGCGGGUAUGCGGCCGGAUAAGGGCGUGAGAACCGCGCUGCUGCACGCGUGUGAGGUGGGAGAUGGGGAGGAGGAAGGGGGGGAGGGGGAUGAGGAUGGGGAGGGAGGGUGGGAGAGUGUGGUGAGGGCGAGGAAGGAGGAGGUGCAGCGGCUGCUGGCGCCGUAUUUCGCGGCGGAGAGCUGGGGGGAGGAGGGUUUGGAGGCAGAGGAGGAUGAUGAGUGGAUGGCUUAG
Molecule: messenger RNA, 9108 nt
Organism: Closterium sp. NIES-65
Lineage: Eukaryota; Viridiplantae; Streptophyta; Zygnematophyceae; Desmidiales; Closteriaceae
Source: the annotation of a GenBank genome assembly